This is a messenger RNA of Hypomesus transpacificus, 4069 nucleotides long. RefSeq names its product histone deacetylase 7-like. Gene Ontology annotation, biological process: chromatin organization; negative regulation of transcription by RNA polymerase II. Lineage: Eukaryota; Metazoa; Chordata; Actinopteri; Osmeriformes; Osmeridae. The transcript is spliced from 27 exons. Gene Ontology annotation, cellular component: histone deacetylase complex. The record is from RefSeq and is a predicted model, not a curated record. Gene Ontology annotation, molecular function: histone deacetylase activity. The coding region runs from base 872 to 3724 and encodes 950 amino acids.
AUUGCUGGCCAUAGUUUGGUUCAGCAGGUGGAGCUCUCAGACCAGUUGCUGAUUUCUGAAGAGACAUGAAUGAGUUUGGUAGAUCAGCAGUUACAACAAUGAGUGAGGGGACGGGUGAUGUCAACGCUUUUAGCCUCCAGUUACAGGCGCUUGAUUUAUCUAGUCACUUGAUGAUGCACAUUGACUUGCGCUACUGACCAAUUUGCACCGCCUGCAUACGCUACUAAGUACUACAAUUCGCCGUAUUCUUUGACGAGAACGUUAUACGGGCGACAUUAGGCGAAAUGAAAUCGUUUACGCGCGGACUGUAGAGACAUCUGUCUACAGAAGCGGAAUUCAUCGCUUGAAGACUCACCUGUUGCAUUCAGUCCGCCUCAGCCUAUAGCUCAAACUCUACGAGUCUUGCCUGUAAGGUAGAAAGGACAUUUGGGGGGUAUUUAUAAAUGUCUUAGUAACGCGGAAAUGAUUAAUUGGUUGAUUCAAAUCGGACUCGAUGUUCUUUGAAAGCCUUUGAACAGCCCAAGUUUGUACAACUCCAUGUCAAACGCGUGCGCAAUUGCUUGUUUAUUUUGCAAUAUGUAAAGCCAAGGGCUGAAAUCAAGUCAGACACACGAGAGGAACGUUUCUCGACACUGUCAGACAGGAUGAGGUCAUAGCCUUGGUACUGUUGUGAGGAUUUGGUUACUCUAGUUUCACAUGUGCCAUGACGGAGGAAGGAAUCCACACCACUCUUCGCCUAUCCCCAUUGUAUAACAUAUUGGAUCUUUCUAUCCGUCCAUCCGUCCAUCCAUUUAUCUAUCUCAGAUAACCAGCAGCGGAUGUGCCUCCCCUAGGCACGGUGGCAUUGGCAGCCCUGCAGAGAGAGCAGGCGAUGGACCUGAGCGUGACCCAGCACAUGGUGCGCCCUGGGCCGGACCCGGCCACGCUGGGCACCCACCAUCUCCCCCUCCACACGUACAACAUGGAGCCCCAGAGGCACCGCUUCAGGGAGUCGGACAUGCUGAUGCACAAGACCAAGAACAGCGCCGUGGCGAGUCCCCAGGUGAAGCAGAGACUACGUGACCUGAUCAUAUCCAAGAAGAAUGUACAGGCUGCUCUGGAGAGGACCUCCUCAAACCCUAGCAACACCACCACCCUUGGAUACAGGGAACUGGGCCGGGAUCCCGACAUGCCGCCGAAGCCACAGAUGGUCACGGCCUCUCUCCCUCCUCCACACGAGCGCCCUCUCAGAAGGACAGCCUCUGAGCCCAUCCUGAAAGCUAAGCCUAAGGCAAAGAAGCAUUACUCCAGACCAAACCCUUUACGACGCAAGACCAGUGCCCCACCCACUGUCAAGCAUCGGACGCCGGAGACUCUGGACUCCUCCCCCAGCAGCAGCAGCACACCAGUAUCAGGCUGCAGUUCGCCCAAUGACAGCCUGCGAUCUGAAAGCGGGGUCAUCCCACUCACAACUGGAUUGACUCUUGAGGUUCAGAGGCUCAUGCUGCAGGAUGGCAUCUGUUCCUCUGCCAUGCCCACCAUCACCGCCGGGCUGCCCGCCCAGCGCCUGCAGCCUGUCCUCAUCCUGGAGCCUAACACCGGCCUGCUGCACACACAGCUGCUCUCCGUCCCUUCCUCCUCCUACAGCCAUUCCGUCCUCCAUCUCCUCUCGCACCCCCCUUCCCCUCUCCUCACCGGCCGUGGCAUGAACCCCGCGUCCCUCCAGAGCCAUUACUCCUCCUCCUCCUCCUCUCCCUCGUUUUCCUCCUCCUCCUCCUUCUCCAGGGCGGAGGCGGGGGGGUGUCACCGCCCCCUGGGCAGGACGCGCUCGGAGCCCCUCCCUCAGUCGCACCCCCACCUGCUCCAGCACCAGCUCCUGCACAGCAAACUCCUGCUGGAGAACCUCAAGGAGAACACACAGCUGAGGAAGUCGAUGACCAAAUCCGGCGAGAAGCCCUGCCUCUACCAGAUCCCCUCGGAGGACAGGGACCCAGAGGAGUCGGGCUUGGGGUCUGGAUCCCGGGGUGAAGACGCCUACCAGAGAAGAAGAGCGUUUGUGGAGCCCCAGUCUGAGGCCUUGUCCCAGAGAGACGGCAUGGCGGAGCAGGGACAUCUGCAGCUGUCACUCACACUCAGUCAGCCAUUCCGCUGGGGGGAGCAUCAGCGCCACCUCCAGGCCCUGCACAGACAGUACACUGCCCACCCGACAGACCCCAACCACUUGGCUGUCCCCGUGCUGGUGGCCCCCUCGGUGGCAGGCCUGGCCCACAGGCCCCUCUCCAGGGCCCAGUCAUCCCCGGCCUCCACCUCCCUGCCUCCUCCUCCACCCCAGCCCUCCUCCGGUACCUCUGAAGUGGGGGCCCUGUCUCUGGCCAGGCCAGCGACACCGGAGCCCUCCGCCAAGCUAUGCUUUACCACUGGUUUGGUGUAUGACUCCCAGAUGUUGAAGCACCAGUGUGCCUGUGGCGACAACAGCCGUCACCCAGAGCAUGCUGGGAGAAUCCAGAGCAUCUGGUCCAGACUCCAGGAGCGUGGCCUGAGGAACCAGUGUGAGUGCAUUCGCAGCAGGAAAGCUACAAUGGAGGAGCUCCAGUCUGUACACUCUGAAGAAUACGUGCUUCGCUAUGGAACCAACACACUCAACAGGCUCAAGCUAGACAACCGCAAGCUUGCAGGAAUCUUAUCGAAAAGGAUAUUUGUCACGCUCCCUUGUGGAGGAGUUGGGGUGGACAGCGAUACGGUGUGGAACGAGACACACACGCCCACGGCGUCUCGGACAGCGGCGGGCAGCGUGACGGAGCUGGCGUUCAAGGUGGCACAGGGCGAGCUCAAGAAUGGCUUUGCAGUGGUGAGGCCCCCUGGACACCAUGCACUUCACUCUACCGCUUUGGGCUUCUGUUUCUUCAACUCUGUGGCCAUCGCAGCCAAACAGCUCCAGCACAGGCUCAAUGUCAGCAAAAUUCUCAUCGUGGACUGGGAUGUUCACCAUGGCAACAGUACCCAGGAAGUGUUCUACAAUGACCCCAGUGUGCUCUUCAUCUCUUUGCAUCGCUACGACGAUGGCAACUUCUUCCCUGGAAACGGAGGGCCAAAUGAGGUGGGUGCGGGGACAGGUAAAGGCUUCAACGUCAACGUGGCCUGGACAGGGGGCCUGGACCCUCCCAUGGGCGAUGCAGAGUACCUGGCAGCAUUCAGGACGGUGGUGAUGCCAAUCGCCCACGAGUUCUCUCCGGACGUGGUGUUGGUUUCUGCUGGUUUCGAUGCCGUGGAGGGACAUCCCGCGCCCCUGGGGGGCUACAAGGUGUCAGCCAAGUGUUUCGGUUUUCUGACGCGUCAGCUAAUGGGCCUGGCAGGGGGGCGGGUGGUGAUGGCGCUGGAAGGGGGCUACGACCUCACGGCCAUCUGCGACGCCUCCGAGGCCUGCGUCAGCGCCCUGCUGGGCGUCGAGACGGAGCCCAUGUCGAAUGCUCCCCUGGACCAGAGACCCUGCUCCAACGCUGUGCUCUCUCUCCAGAGGGUCAUACAGGCUCACAGUGAGUAUUGGCAGGGUCUGCAUUCACUGGCCCACACGGUCGACUGGUCCUGGCUGCAGGCCCAGCGGCUGGCUCAGAGGCGGGACUCCGACAACACCGUGUCCGCCCUCGCCUCGCUCUCCAUGGGCGCCUUCUGUGGCGACAGGACACAUUCCGAUGAGGAAGACACACUCAUGGAGGGAGACACAUUCUCGAACCUCAGACAGUACUAGGCUGCAGUGCUGGGGAUCGACCACCUGCCACUGAAUAGACACACACUCACUCACUCACGCACACACUCAGAAAGCCUCACUUGGACUGAGGGGGACUGGAAACGCCAAACAAGAACACCCACUUCCCACUUAGCCCUCCAUUGUUUUCUCCCCCUGAGAUAAGCGCAGCAGUCCGGUGAGGGAAAGCCAGACCCCUCACCUGCCUGUCGCCCAGACACGCUUAGACUCGUCCACCUGGACACACCAAUGGAGACUGAAGACUCCAUUCAUGUACCUGAUUGAAUGACAUAAUUGAACUAGAAAAACAAGACAUGAAGGAAUUUCUUGUGCCAGUUCUCGCUCCAG